Messenger RNA from Aspergillus fumigatus Af293, 1572 nucleotides. RefSeq names its product putative potassium channel. Gene Ontology annotation, biological process: stabilization of membrane potential; potassium ion transmembrane transport. Lineage: Eukaryota; Fungi; Ascomycota; Eurotiomycetes; Eurotiales; Aspergillaceae. Gene Ontology annotation, cellular component: membrane. The transcript has 5 exons. Bases 1 to 1572 code for a protein of 523 amino acids. Gene Ontology annotation, molecular function: potassium ion leak channel activity. The record is from RefSeq and is a predicted model, not a curated record.
AUGGUCAACGAGAAUUCUCAGGACGAGGCGCAGAAUAUCAUUGAGGAAGUCCCUCAUCAUGCUCUUUCCGCCUGGUGGUGGCUCGCAAGCACUGCGUAUCCUCUUUUAGCCGGCACUCUAGGACCCAUGGCUAGUGCGUUCAGCAUAUGCUCUUUGUCCCAGGACUGGGGUAUGGAGUCCGAGGAGGGCAAUGGACAGCCAAGGGGCAUUGGGGAUCCGGAUUGGGUCAUUGUGGUCAAUACGAUAUCACUUGGCUGCGCCAUUAUGUCGAAUUUUGUCCUUUUGUGGGGAAUGGCGCGACGCAUCGCGUUCUCCAUUGCGCAGCCUAUAAUCAUUAUUGGAUGGUACAUUUCAUCGUUGCUCUUGACCUGCCUGCUGUGUAUUUUUGCAGCGUCGAAAGUACAAAACGACUCGGAUAGCGGUAGGCAUCGGUGGCUCACUGGAUCCUACUAUUACGGAGCUUUUGCAGCAGGGCUAUACUUUGUGCUCUCUUCCCUCCUCCUAAUUACCGUCUACGGGGUUUGUCGGGGCCAUUACAGCCGCGAAUUUCGACUGACAACCAGCCAGCGGAGUCUGAUGCUGCAAACCAUUCUCUUUCUCAUCUACCUCCUCGGUGGAGCUGCCGUAUACGCAAGGAUCGAAGGCUGGAGGUAUCUUGAUGCUGUCUAUUGGGCGGAUCUCACGCUUCUGACUAUUGGUAUCGGUGACUUUGUUCCCGAGACGCAUAAAGGACGGGGGCUUUUGUUUCCGUAUGCCGUCGGAGGUAUUCUGAUUCCGGGGUUGAUCGUAGGCUCCAUCCGCGCCCAAAUGCUCGAGAAGGGACGGCAGAAGAUGGCAGAAACUGUGGCAGAAAGGACACGCCGGUUCCUCGUACGCGAAGCAUUCCAGUUGAUGCGACGUGUGCGGCAAAUUGCCACGCUCGAGCGAAAAUGGAUCUCGCUCGCCACGGCGUUGACCGUGUGGACGAUGCUCUGGGUCUUGGGAGCGAUCGCGUUUUGGCUCCCUGGACAGAAUGAAAAGUUAACGUAUUUUGAGGCGCUGUAUUUUGCCUAUACAACUUUGUUCACUAUCGGUUAUGGGGACUUUCACGCUACUUCCGAAUGGGAACGGCCAUUCUUUGUUUUUUGGACGUUGCUCGCUGUUCCGACGGUGACGUUGCUCAUUGCCAACGUUGAAGAGCAGGAGCGCAACGCGAUUGAGGCAGACGGGCACAGGAAAGAAGAAUCGGCUCGGGCACGGGGAGACGUCACAGUGGAAACAAUACAUCACCACCACUACAUGUUAUUUCGGGAAGUCCGCAGGAUGAUGGACUAUGCCACGCGCAAUCUGCACAAGGAGUUCGAUUACCAAGAGUGGGAGUAUUUCCUUAAUCUCAUAGCCAGCGAUGGAGGUGAAACCGAUGGAGAGGAAGGGAAUUCGAAAUGGGAUUGGACUGGGUACAAGAGUCCGUUGUUAGGACAGAAGACGGAGGUGCAAUGGUUACUGGAGGCGCUUACCGAAGCGCUGGAGAGGGAGUUGAGGAAGGCCAGUCGGGGUUAUCACUUGUCUGAGCAGAGCGAGUUUGAACAAUAA